AUGGAUCCGUCACCAGAUUCGCCUAUUGACGCUCGGUCUUCCUUUGACUCCGUCAGCCGUGAACCGCAACCGACGGAUUCGAUGGUUACGGUUCCUCUUUCGGACACCCCAUACAUCCCUAAAGCUCCUGAUUCCAUUAGUAGUGCCUCCAAUAUAUCUGGUUCUCAAAUUGUCGAGAGCCCCCGGGAUAUUAGUGGGGGAGAAUACACAGCUGGAGAAAAUGAAAACACUCCCGGACGGCAAUCGAAGAGCCGAUCAGGGAGCUCAACUUCUUUUUCUUCUUCUUCUGCAAGAUCCAUAUGCAGUAGAGGAAGCAACGGACAGGAAUCUCAAGAAGGAAGUGAUUGCGUGGAUUGGGGAGAGUUGGAGAAAACAGAGGAAUUGGAGUCAAAGAGUGAGACCGGUGAUGAGUCUACUGCGCUACUUCUUGCGAGGUUAGAACAAGAGAAUAACGCACUCGUCGGAAACCCCAAGUCUGGCUCGCAUAUCCGAAAGGAUUCCCGGCGGCCGUCCAUUCAUCAACUUAGAAAGCUCGUUGACGAUCCCUCAAGGUUUUCCCUACGAUUUUCUCAGCUCCCAACCCCUCAUAUGACUGAUCUGGACUUUUGGGCUGCACUUGUUGCCGAUUACACUCACACAGCUCAGCGGCUGCCAACUUUGACUUCCAACAAGAUAAGAGCAGGCGUACCUCCACCGUUAAGAGGGGUGGUUUGGCCAAGCAUUGCUGGUGCUAUGGAUUCAGAACUUUUAGAAGAGUUUGAGAGACUCAGUGGGGAGACCAGUCCCUACGAGGGCCUAAUCGGCAAAGAUAUCGGUAGAAGUUUUCCUAAUGUGGAUAUGUUUCGCGAUCCGAAUGGAGAGGGGCAACAGAUGCUGGGAAAAGUAUUGAAGUGUUUCAGCCUUUAUGAUAGCAAGAUAGGAUAUUGUCAGGGACUGGGGUUUGUUGUCGGGCCUCUUUUGAUGCACAUGAGCGAUGCCGAGGCUUUCUGUGUACUUGUGCGCUUAAUGGAUCAUUACGAUUUGAGGUCUUGCUUCUUGCCAACUCUCUCUGGCUUACACCUACGGAUAUAUCAGUUCCAGACCCUCCUUUCUCGACAUUUACCGGAGCUCCACGCUCAUUUGGAAGCCCUGAAAAUUGAGCCCGUUUAUGUAUCGCAAUGGUUUUUAUCAUUCUUCGCGGUUACAUGUCCACUUCCAAUGCUCCUUCGCAUCUAUGAUGUCUUGCUUUUGGAGGGGGCUUGUGAAACCUUGAUGCGUGUCGCGCUUUCGCUCAUGCAGCGAAACCAGAAAAAGCUCUUGGCAUGCGAAGAAUUUGAGGAUGUUAUGCAACUGUUACUCGCAAGAAACAUAUGGGAUACAUAUGGAUGCAAUGCGGAUACUCUUGUUCAGGAUUUUGUAUCUUUGACCUCCCUUGUCACACGGGAGAGCCUUAAAGAACUUGAAACCAGUUAUAGGGAAUCACAAGGUACCUCAACCAGUGUCUACUUCCCUCAGAUGCAGGCUGUUGCUUCAAGGUUCUUGGGUCGACUCUGGGCGGGAUCUGCUUCCUUUAACUCGACUAGGCCCCUUACACUAAAUCCCAACGCUCCCGCGUUGGUUUCACGCUCCUCCAGUAUUGUACGACGUACCCCAUCCAAACAAAGUAUGGCCUCCACAUUAAAUUCCUUUGAAUCAACAUCCGAUGCUAGCACUGCCCCGACUGAGCCUUCGUCAGGCCCUGCUUCCGCUGUUGAUUCGACGAAACGUACCACGAAAGUGACAGGAACUUCGAAUCCGGAGAGGGACCUACACACCCAAAUCGAGGACUUACUUAUAGCUUUGACCGACAUGCAACGAGAACACGCAGCCUUGGCGAAAGAAUUACAAAAAGAAAGGGAGGAGCAGGAGGAAGAUCAGCAAACAGCUAGACUAAUGCUUGAAUGCCUGAAAGAACAUCCAAGCGCCGAGCAACAUGCAGACCUAAUCGCCAAGGCCACCAGUCGUUUUUCUCCAAGAGAAUCCCGCCAUGUCUCAAUUCACCAAACUAAACACCAACUGCGUGAAGAGGUGGUUAUGUGGAAGGAGAAGCACGGCGUUGAGUCUUCGAGAUGUCACGAUCUGAGCAGACUCAUUGACGAACAGAAUAAGAAGUAUUCUCACAUGCAAGAGGAGCUUAAAGAAGCAAGGUCCCGACUACAAGAUGCGUCUAAAGACAAGCAACGGCUUGAGAAAACCAUUCAGGAAUUACGCGUGAGGAGAAACGCGCGAUCAGAUAUCCCUCAAGAAACCCAAGGUUCAAACGGAACAGUGGAUCGAAAUUUGACCGGCCUUCGCGAAUUCAAACUUUGUGGAACUGGUUCGAUCAACUCUACAUUUUCGAAACGAACAAGUAGCCUUGAGGCAGGGGUACUAACGUUUGCCGAAAAUUCUCAGGUUUCUCCUGACGACGAUCUUGUUCUUGAACUUGUUAAUGCCAAAACUUCUGAGGCAGUUGCUCGACAAGAACUCGAAGAGGUGAAAGCAAAACUGGACUCGUUGAGGAAGCUGAUCAGCCGCUCGGCAGACAGCUCACCCAACAGAUCAGGCCCUAUAGGGUUGAGUCGCAGCCUUACACUUAACACGCCUAUCCUAUCCGGAACGAUUUCAAGAUAUCCCACAGAACCUCCUAAAACACCAACCUUGUCUGCUGGUGCGGGGGGGUUUUUCAGCGGAUGGACGAAACGAACCCCUUCUACUGCCUCUGAAUUGCGUUAG
Molecule: messenger RNA, 2733 nt
Organism: Paracoccidioides brasiliensis Pb18
Exons: 4
Coding region: 1-2733 (910 amino acids)
Source: RefSeq, a predicted model, not a curated record